GGCUUGCGGUUCCUGUUACUCAGCAGCCUCAAAAACUCACACCAACUCCUGCAAGGAAUAUGAAUCUUGGAGCUCCCAGCUAUUCUGUUCCUGUUUCCAUCAGCUCCUUCCCUGAAAACUCAGAGGUGCUCAGCAUGCCAUGCUAAAAACCAAACUAAAAAGAUCUUGGAGGCAUCUCAACUUUAAUGAGGACCUUCCAACAUUCCAGACUGAUGUCCUGCAAUGAAGCUCUGAGUCAUGGUCUGUGGGGCUAAGGUACUGGCAACAGUGUGAACCCCGGGACAACUAACCUCACUAACCUUCACUCUAAGCAGAAGCCCAAAGUGAGUCUGGCCUGAAAUCAGAGCAAGCACUACAGAAAGACAUCUUUGUCAAUGGAAAGAGGAAAGAAGAAAAGAAUUUCCAAUAAGUUACAACAAACUUUUCACCAUUCUAAAGAACCCACUUUCCUUAUCAACCAAGCUGGGUUUCUCUCUAGUGACUCCUAUUCUAGCCUUUUGCCAGAAACAGAGAAUGUUAAUCCUGGUGAAAAGAUUAAGACAGACACUCAGAAAAAGAGACCUGGGACUGUGAUACUAUCAAAACCGUCAAGUAGAAGAAUUAUCUCGGAAAGCCAGCUUAGUCCCCCUGUAAUCCCGGCCCGCAGGCCUGGAUUCCGGGUAUGCUAUAUCUGUGGUCGAGAAUUUGGGUCCCAGUCAAUUGCCAUUCAUGAACCCCAGUGCUUGCAGAAGUGGCAUAUUGAAAACAGCAAGUUGCCCAAGCACUUGAGGAGGCCAGAACCCUCCAAACCACAGUCUCUCAGCGGCAGUGGGUCCUACAGUCUUCAGGCAAGUAAUGAGGCUGCAUUUCAGAGUGCCCAGGCUCAGCUGCUGCCCUGUGAAUCCUGUGGCCGCACAUUCUUGCCAGAUAAUCUUGUUCAUCAGAGAAGCUGCAAGCCAAAGGGUGAGGGUCCCAGAGCACCACACUCAAACAGUUCUCAUCAUCUUACUGGCCUCAAGAAAGCUCGUAGUGGAACCCCAGCCCGACCGAGGACAGUUAUCUGCUACAUUUGUGGUAGGGAAUUUGGCACCCUGUCCCUUCCUAUUCAUGAGCCCAAAUGCCUGGAAAAGUGGAAAAUAGAAAAUGACCGGCUCCCUGUGGAGCUCCACCAGCCACUCCCACGGAAGCCUCAGCCCCUUCCGACUGCACAGUCCAGCCAAGCGGGACCAAGUCAAGCUCAGCUUGUGUCCUGCCCAAAUUGUAGCCUAACCUUUACCUCAGACCGCCUUCUGGUACACCAGAGAAGUUGUAAAACUCAAUCUCAGGGGCCAAAAGAUCAGAAUUUGACCUUAGGGAGUAAAGGAGGCCUAAAAGAGUCCACUAAUUCCAAGCAGCAAAAGAACAGGGCAGCACCCAGUGUAACUGAUAGGGUAAUUCAUGCCACACAAGAGGCUUUAGGUGAACCUGGUGGCGCCCUCUGCCUGUAGGAGAACGAGAGAAAACUAUCCCUAGAAUCAGCCACCUCAGCCCCUAGUAUUUUUUCUAUCAACGCCUUACUCAGCCUCAAUGCAGCCUGUUCAAUUAACUCCCUGUGGAACUCCAGGGCCUGUAUCUCUCUUGGCUGAAUAGAUAUAAGAACAUCCUUGCCUGAUGGGUUCAUACUACUCUUCAGUUCUGCUGUCUAAAAGAAGAAGAGAUGGACUUCUUUCUUCCCCGAUCCCUGAUACAAAUAAUCCCCAGGAGACUGUAAUUUGAAAAUGAGUCAUUAAUGCUGUGUCUACAUUACAGAGAUAUAAUUCCCAUUCCAACAGCCAAUAUUUAUUGCCGGUUUAUUUUAGUCAUCUACCUUAGGAAUUCAUUUUUGGCACUGCUGGGUCAUGCUGAGUUUAUCUUACUAAAAUAGAAUCUGUGUCAAAAACCCCAAAUGACUUUAGCAACAAUUAAACACUGAAGAACUUGCAAAAAUACA
This is a messenger RNA of Piliocolobus tephrosceles (Ugandan red Colobus), 1948 nucleotides long. RefSeq names its product zinc finger protein 474 (gene ZNF474). Bases 375 to 1466 code for a protein of 363 amino acids. The transcript has 2 exons. NCBI's taxonomy places the organism in Eukaryota, Metazoa, Chordata, Mammalia, Primates, Cercopithecidae. The record is from RefSeq and is a predicted model, not a curated record.